Molecule: messenger RNA, 3181 nt
Organism: Somion occarium
Lineage: Eukaryota; Fungi; Basidiomycota; Agaricomycetes; Polyporales; Cerrenaceae
Source: the annotation of a GenBank genome assembly
AACGCGUCCUGCAAAGUCGCGACGACCUCUCGGCGCGUGUGCUAUUUCUUAUAAACUUUGACCACCGUCUUUUCUAGUUGGCACCACUCACCACUCACUGUCUGGAACUCUUGGAAGACUUCUCUUGCUUGCUACCACUAUAUGGAGUCAUUCGGAGAGCCUAGUAUGCUCCUUUGCGCGUCCGCUACCUCCCUAGUCAAACCCCAAGGCUCGUUUAUGGACGCCGAUUCGGAACCCUUCGUUCCCACAUCUCUAUUACUGGACCCGAAAAACACAGGGAAUGUUUUAGAUGAAGGAGGUUUUGGCUCUCCUGGUAUGGUGCUUUGCCCCUCUGACCAGACGACUCAUGACCGUAAUCUGAGAAUAUCAGAUGCUACACUACUAGGCGACGCGUCUUCCUCGAUCAGCUCAUUCGCAAAACCUUCAGCAGUUCCGUCACCGAAACAUGUCUUGACUGAUCUAGAGUCGGACGCAGGCUUCGGCACUGCUACUCUCCUCAACACUACAUCUACCUCCACUAGUCUCCUUUCCACCAGCAACACUGCUUCUUCCUCGUGUCGGCAUAUCUCAUUAACACGGCACAUCGAGCAGGAUGACUCGACGUCUGGCUUUGGAAGUGCGACUCUUUUGAAUGACUCAUUCGUCGAAAAUGGGCUUCUAUCUGACAGCAAUAUUACCUCGUCAGGUCCGGUGGAAGAUUCUCAAUCCUCCUUCGCACUCUCGCAAUCCCAAGAUCUACCCGAGGUCGCGGAUAUCAUCCGACCGUAUGUGUCAACAACCGGCGCAAUUGCCUCGAGCUCCGGAACCGUUGUCGUUCAGCGAUCUACCGUGAAGGCAACGACGUUCGAUGGCAAAUCUGUAUUCUUCAGACGAAAACCGAAGCGAAUCGGUACAAUCUUACAGACAGCCCCAGGUCGGUCAGAAAAGAUCGGAAAGCUCUUGGACGUACCGAUUCAUCGACUUAUGGAGAAUCUCUCUCGCGAUACUGCUGCCAAACUCACACUCAAAGGCAGCCAACCUCAAGCAUCCACAUCGUCUAGAACUGAGGAUACUCUCUGGGUAGAUCGCUACCGCCCUGAACGUUUCAUUGAACUGGUCGGCGACGACCGAGUACAUCGAGAAGUCAUGGCGUGGGUAAAAGAAUGGGAUUGGUGCGUAUUCGGGAACAAGAAGGGGAAGAAGAGAAUGAGGGAUGAUGAGAAUCUGGAUGAAUGGAAGAGACCGAGAGAGAAGCUUCUGCUCAUUUCGGGACCUCCAGGCUUGGGUAAGACAACACUCGCACAUGUCGUAGCAAAGCACGCAGGGUACGGUGUUUUCGAGAUUAAUGCUAGUGAUGCACGUUCAGCUCAGAUCGUUGAUGAACGCAUACGGCCGGCCUUAGAGUCAGGGUCAAUGAUAGGGAGCAAUAAGCCGACGUUACUCGUUAUCGACGAAAUUGACGGUGCAACUGGUGGCUCUGACAACUCAGGCGGUUUCAUCCACAAGCUUAUCCAACUCAUCCAGGAAAGACCACGACGUAAAGGUCGAAAUGAACCCAAAAGAGUUCUUCCAAUUCUGCGUCCUAUCGUUUGUAUAUGCAAUGACCUCUACGCCAGCUCCUUGUCGAAACUCCGGCCCCACGCCCGAAUCAUUCGGAUGUCGCGACCCAAUGAUCUCCAUAUCAUCAAGCGACUAAGAACUAUAUGUGAUGAAGAAGGCAUGAAAGUGGAGAGUCGAGCGUUGACCACGUUAGUUGGUGUUGCGCAAGGCGAUAUGAGGGGAUGCUUGAACACACUUCAGAUGAUAAAGUCACGGUAUAUAGACGUGACAGAGUGCGUUAUUCGGAAGGCUACCGCAGGGAUGAAAGAAGCCGAGGCUUCACAAACGUCUGUUCUCAAUGAUCUCUUCACUCCGAUGUCAAAGAAGCGGUCAAAGGACUUAGGACUCACUGAGGAACAGGAGUCGAGGUAUGUGACUAGGUUGAGUCGGGAGAUCGAAGCCAGCGGGGCUAUGGACAAAGUCGCCAUUGGAUGCUUCGAACAUUAUGCCAACCUCCGAAGACACGAUGGCAACUUCUCACAUUACCUUAAAGCGAAUGAAUGGCUCUCAUGCUAUGACCUCAUGUCGGGAGAGAUGCGUUCUGAGAGGGAAUACUCUGCUCUACAAUAUCUAUCAUAUUUCCUAGUGCCUUUCUAUCCUCUAUUCCAGGAACGUGGGGCUCCCAGAGUGGAGAGACCAAAGCAGGACUGGGAGCAUUACACGCAGAUGAAGACAAAUGAAGAGAUAUACGACACUCUCGCCCACAAUCUACGUAGUGCUGCGACUAGGCUUGGUGGAGCUUACCGACAUUUUGCGAGUCAGAAUUUACUGCACCUCGAGUUCGCACCGUUCAUCAACAGAAUUAUCUCACCACCUCUACGACCUGUUAAUAGCCAAGUCAUCAAGCCCGAAGAACGCAUUCUGCUCUCAAGGCUCGUGGAUAUCAUGGUCGCCUUGGAACUACGGUUCUUUCUGGAGAAGACGGAAGAGGGUCAGAACACGUUCAGGCUUGAUCCACCUAUCGAUGUCUUCGUCACAUACGAUGGUAAGCGUGCAACUGAUCUUGCUGUGUCGAGGUUUGCUGUGAGACAGCUUGUCGCGAAUGAGAUUGACGCGAAAUGGGUCAAUCAGCAAGCGGUAGAAACAGUUGCUGCUUCAAAACCGAAGCGCAACUUCUUCGGACGACAGACCGCUAGCGCGUAUGACCCCCGCAUUAUUGGCGAUGGCAAACUCAUGCCUGGUGGUCGUGAUACCGAUGCGCCACCAAACAAACGCGCCCGAAAGGAAGAAGAUAUUGUGGAGAAAGUUCCAACAGAUUUCUUCGGCCGCCCUAUCGUUGCUACGGGUAACACUACAAAGCCUGCGAGUAGAAAGGCACAUGUAGAGAAGAAAUAUCGCGUGUCCUACAAAUUCCACGAAGGAAACUCAGCAGCUGUGCGGAAACCUGUCAAGGUCUCAGCCUUUCUGUAAUGGUGAAUACUGUUACAUGGCUAGCUAUAUAUUUGUAUCCCGCAGAUUUAGUGCUUGUACUUCGAGAGACUGUAGUCUAAAGUACUUAAUCUACUUCAUGUUGUAGCCUGAGCUACCUUUUCCUGUACCGUUCGAGUCACGCGAGUCUAUCGCGUCGCGUCAAGCUGUAUAGAUCGCGCCUGAAUUUCCAUCC